AAAUCGCGUCUCAGUGAACCUUCAGUGGUCGUCGAUCGUUGUUGUGCGUUGUGUGUGCCAACUUCGAGACCUCGUUCCAUCAUUCCCAUUAACCAAUAAUAUUAGCUCACUUUUCUCUUGGAUUUUCUCUUUUACAAAUUAUCCGAAAGAAAUUAAUCUCAGAAUUUGUGCAGACGUGUACUCGUACAUCUCGGAGUCCAAAUAAAAUCGCAGUACGUUAUUGAAACGUAAACAUAAUCGAAAUUUGUAAUAUUCGUAAAACAAAAUUUUUGAUAUUUAACAAAAUACAGUGUUGUUAAAAAAAAGAAUAGUAACUAUAUAUCAACGAUAGUGGAACUUUUUAGAAAAAAAAAAUACUUAUGUAAAUAUUUUUUGCAAUUAUAUCGAUAAAUAUAAAGAUUACGUUAUAUAUCUACAAACAUUGUAUUAACUUUGAAGAAUGGUCGUGAAUAAAUUUAACAAACUAAAAGAUUUCAGUGAACCAAUGCUAACCAGAUAAGAUAAAAAGUCAAACGUCACGUACGAGCAGUGAGACUCAUUAUCGGCCACUUCGUCCAUCGGCAAGUGAAAUUCCCCGGUUGUGCAAGGAAGUAGGUCGCAAACACACGUUAAUAUGAAACAAGAACGUAGCUCGUGAAACAUUCUUUCGAAAGUUUUCGAAAUGCGCAGAUUCAAUAUGAUCAAGGCUCAAAGCGGCUAUUAUUAAUUUUAUUAAUAGACUUAAAGCAAUCGUCAUUAAAGUCCACACAAUGUACAUAAUGUAUGGUCGUAAGAAUGGCAAAUAGUUAUGUCCUUGAAUGUAUUAUUUGCAUGUUAUACAAGAAGUGAGGUGAAGACGCUAUCAUCGCGUGUGUUAUCAAGAAUUAUGCGAUUGGUUGUUCAGGCACACUGUUAUUCUAGUCUCACGCACGAACCACGAGUCCAUCCGUCGCGAGAGAUGGUUCUCAAUUGCCAAGAAAGAUUAUUAUUGCGAAAAAAGGAAAUCGCAUAAUUUAUCAUGCAUUUGAAAGUGACGCGCGGCGGAAGAACGUGAGAUCGCAACUGCUAAACGUUUUUUGAAAUCAAUACGUUCGAAGAUAGUCACGACGUUUCGAUAACGACACAUGAGCCACUUCAAAAGAAUUGAUAACGCUGUGGCCUUAUACGAAACCAUUCUUCAUUACGCAAAAGGGACAAUAAUAUAAUAUAAUGCAAAAGCGCCCAGCUGCAACUUGAAGCAGGCAGUUAUGCGGAAGUAAAAUCGGACCAUCAAUUGGACGCAAGAAGUGGGACGCACGUGACAAAAUUAAAGGUGAUGUCUCUCGAAUGAUGGAAAUGGUGAAGGAAAAACCGCGCAGACGAAGCGUGAGCGAGCUGCUCGAUUGGAGGUGCCUAGCUGAAUGCAAGGGCAUCAUUGCCGGGGAUAAAAACGACAGCGCGGGAGGACUGUUGCUGGAGGACCGUAACGGAGAACCAGAAACACGCAGACGGAGACGAUCUGGUACUUGGCCGAGAACGAGGAGUUUAAACGCACCCAGUCCCGUUCAACAUUUCGGGCGAUGUGGGCGUAUCAUGAAAACUUCUAUGGUUAUGAUGAUCCAGGACCCGGCCUCCCAGAGGUUGACAUGGUUCAAGCCACCGCUCACUGUCCUGGUCAUCAAGAAAGUCCGCGAUUCUGCAGUUUUGCCACCGUUUGUUCAAUUGGUUACAUGGCUGAUAGAGGAAAAGCGAAUGGUUGUCUUUGUGGAAGCUUCUGUUCUGGAUGAUUCAGCUCUUGCCAGGGAUCCUAGGUUUCAAGGUGUUCGAGAUAAAUUACAAACUUUUAGGGAUGGUUGUACAGAUGAUUUGCAGGAUAAAAUUGAUUUUAUCGUCUGUUUGGGAGGCGAUGGCACACUUCUUUAUGCCAGUCUGCUGUUCCAGCAAUCAGUGCCGCCUGUAAUGGCAUUUCAUCUUGGUUCCUUAGGAUUUCUCACACCGUUCGAAUUUGAUAAUUUUCAAGAACAAGUGACCAAUGUUCUCGAAGGUAACGCAGCUUUAACUUUAAGAAGUCGUCUGAGGUGCCUCAUUACUCGCAAGAAUGACGACAAUCGGCCGGCUCAGCCACCGACGAAUCAUUUGGUACUGAAUGAAGUUGUAGUCGAUCGAGGGCCAUCGCCUUACCUUUCGAAUAUCGACCUAUUCAUUGAUGGCAAACAUGUGACGAGCGUCCAGGGUGACGGCUUGAUUGUAAGCACGCCGACCGGGUCGACCGCUUAUGCAGUCGCUGCUGGAGCCAGCAUGAUUCAUCCUUCAGUUCCUGCCAUCAUGAUCACACCGAUCUGCCCUCACUCUCUGUCCUUCAGGCCAAUCGUCGUACCUGCCGGGGUCGAGCUCAAGAUAAAAGCGAACAAUGAUGCCCGCAGUGCAGCUUACGUCUCCUUCGACGGUGGCAAUCAGGAAGAACUGCGUAUCGGUGACAGCUUGAAGGUAACUACUUCCAUAUACCCGGUGCCUAGCAUUUGUGCAACUGAUCAAAUCACCGACUGGUUCGAUUCCCUGGCUGAAUGUCUUCACUGGAACGUUAGGAAGCGACAGAAGCAUUUAGAUGAAUUAAGUGACCUCGCGCAUUCAUCCAGCAACGAUACCUUAGAUUCCCUCGAUCGAGAUAGUUAGGUCGGAAAGAGUGUUUAUUUAUAGGCAAUCGACAAUAUUUGGCCAAAUAUAAUUUGACUGAGGAACCAAGUAACUAAAAUCAAUCGCUUAACUUUUCUAAAUAAUCUUGCCUUCAUCGUGAAAAACUUUUCCAACGAAACCUUAUUAAACACAAUGAAUGAAAAAUCGAUAAAAAACUGAUUGUUAGGAAAGAUGUGUUCUAUGAAAUUGUCUUUUAAAAAACGAUUACGUGUAAAAUCUACUGAAGAGUAGAUAAUUUAGUUUAUAAAAAUGAGCUUGGAUCACGAUUGUAUAAAAAUCAUAAGUCUUAAUAAUAAAAUGCAUUUUUCUUUGGGAAGAUCAAGUGUUUGCAGCGAAAUAUUAGUUAAUUUGGUUAAUUAUUGUCAUAAAAGAUGUAUUAUUAAUAAUCUGAACGCGCGUGCAUACAAAAUAUUUAUUGAUAAUGCGUUUCGGUCUCUGUAAAAUGACCUAUCGAUUUACUUGAAUACACAAGAACUUUUUUCUACGUUAUAUAUCGCACUACUUGUACAGAUAUUUUUACUUUCUAGCGUACUUUAAGUUAAUAUGAUUCAAGUAUAAAAUGAUCAUUUUUGCUUUUUUUACCGAUUAUAACUGUAAUCGAUCUGAUGUAUAAAUCAAUAUUUCUUGCGAAUGUUGAAUUUUCGUAUAAAACAGAAAUUUUUAAUAAAAUAUGUUUUGUACAAUA
Solenopsis invicta (red fire ant) is the source of this 3337-nucleotide messenger RNA. RefSeq names its product NAD kinase. Gene Ontology annotation, biological process: NADP+ biosynthetic process; NAD+ metabolic process. The record is from RefSeq and is a predicted model, not a curated record. Gene Ontology annotation, molecular function: NAD+ kinase activity. NCBI's taxonomy places the organism in Eukaryota, Metazoa, Arthropoda, Insecta, Hymenoptera, Formicidae. Bases 1306 to 2631 code for a protein of 441 amino acids. The transcript has 8 exons.